CCAGACCAGCCGAACGCUGCUGGAGAGCUCAGACAGCGUGUACGAGCGAAUACUGCAAGUCCAGAAAUCAGCGAUGGAGUUCCAUGAGAAUCUACACGACAUGGGGGUGAAGGAGGGACUGAAGGGAAGAAAGCUCCACAAAUCUGUAGAGAGCUUCACCUGGAACAUCACGAUUCUGAAGGGCCAGGCUGAUCUGCUGAAACACGCUCGGGCAGAAGUGCUGGAAAACCUGAAACAGAUCCACUACGCCGCCCUCACCUGUAACCUGGCCAAGGGAGGAGCGGGACCCUCUUCGGGGUCCGAGUCCAGGGGCCGCCGCAGCCUGGAGGCCAUCCCGGAGAAGGCGGUCGGGGAGAACGACAUCACAGACGAGGAGAACUGAGGGUGCCCAAGCGUCCCGCCAAAUCCCAUAAAUCCUCUCCCAGGGUCGGCGUGUACCGAGAGCCGUGGGUGGCCAAAAACAUUUCAAAAGAUCUCAGCACGUCUCGCCCGCAGGACGCUUCAGAACCAAACGAAGCGAGUGAAGCCAAGGCCUCCUCUGCUUCCCGUUCCCGUCUCUCCUCGGUGCUGCCGGGGUCAGGUGGGUGUCGACGAGGCUGAACUUCGCUCCAGGUCUUUCUACAAGCAUAAACUUUGAGUAUUAGGAGGAAUUAGAACUGAAGCCACGAAUGUAACGAGAUGUCGUGUGCGAAUGUGUUCGAGGAAAGAAGAAAGCUGUUUACAAUAAAGAACUACUUUGCGUUCUGUCUGCCAAAAUAGUAUGUGUGUGUAUAUACAGUAUAAAUAUAUAUAUAUGGAGAUCGGUUACCUUUUUCGCUAUGUGAACUUUUAAUGGAUCAGAUUAUUUUGUUAUGAGAAAUGGAUGUUUUAAAGAGCUCUUACUUUAUCUGCUUGUACAGAACUUGAGAUGCGGAUCUUAUGAAACGGCCCGGCCCUUUAUGGGCUUUUUAAAAAUUAUUUGUAUAAAUGCAGGAGGAUUUUGAGGAUGUGGUUCGAGAGAGAAUCUAGUUUCAGACAUUACCAGCAGCUACUGUACAUUUGAAUAGGUGAGAGUCUCUGGGCUACUCUUUAGCAAAUGUGCACAUUGCAAAGUUUAAUUUAAUUUACAUUUAGUCAUUUAGCAGAUGGUUUUAUCUAAAGCAACUUACAAAUGAAAAUUCCUUAAAUUGUCAUUCUGUGUGUGUACAGAAUACAGGACUGAACAUUUUGCAUAACAUGUCUCUAAAAAAGAAAGAUGAAAGUCAACAGUUUAACCCAGUGGUUCUCAACCUUUUUGACUCCAAGGCCCCAGAUUGUCCACAACAAUAUUUAAAUGUCCCCUUAAUUUGAAGGAUUAAGGUAUGUGUAUAAUAUAUAUUCAUUUUUAUAAAAAUGCUCUAAAUGUUUUAGGAUUGCAUUGAUUUACAUGACUUGUCCGGAUCUAGCUAUUAAAAUUAAUUACAAUUUAAAUAAUUUGAAGGCCCCCCCUUAAUUUAACGUA
Sinocyclocheilus rhinocerous is the source of this 1480-nucleotide messenger RNA. Its product is annotated as inactive phospholipase C-like protein 2. Bases 74 to 382 code for a protein of 102 amino acids. NCBI's taxonomy places the organism in Eukaryota, Metazoa, Chordata, Actinopteri, Cypriniformes, Cyprinidae. The record is from RefSeq and is a predicted model, not a curated record. The transcript has 3 exons.